Temnothorax curvispinosus is the source of this 2715-nucleotide messenger RNA. RefSeq names its product sodium-coupled neutral amino acid transporter 9-like. The transcript is spliced from 11 exons. Gene Ontology annotation, biological process: amino acid transmembrane transport. Lineage: Eukaryota; Metazoa; Arthropoda; Insecta; Hymenoptera; Formicidae. Gene Ontology annotation, molecular function: amino acid transmembrane transporter activity. The record is from RefSeq and is a predicted model, not a curated record. Bases 523 to 2265 code for a protein of 580 amino acids.
UACGUCAAAAUACGUCACGAGGCCGGACCAGGUCCGUUCGGUCGCGUUAGAGGGGAAAGAAAAAGAAGCAGAAGAAGUAGCAGAGAAGAAGAUAGUGAGUUGGACAUUCUUUCAGUUUCACGCGCGACGACGAAUGCCGCGCUGAUACCGAAUUAUCGUUACCGCUUAAACUCGAUAACUUUUCGCGCGAUCCCGCCGGUCAAUCGGUUAAUUUGGACCGGAGGUCCAAAAGAAGAUACUUUUAUCAUCCCGAUAAGACCGCGCUACGUGUCGCUGGGAGCAGUUAUUGAAUCCGCUAUCUGCCGCUCGCACCUCGUGGGGUGAUACGCGUUUGGCGUGUUUGACGUAUUUCAUAGCUUCACGUAAAAAAAAAAAAGAAAAAAAGAAGGAAGGGAAAGAAAAAAAAUAGACGAUGACGGGAGAGGAGAUCUCAUUGAGCAUGAUUAUAUAGCUUAAUGCGACGUAGAACGCUCGUCGUUCACACUUCGUGCUUCCUAAAGCAAGUACUCCUUCAGAGACAUUAUGUAUAAGUCGCGUAUUUACCCAGGCAGCGACUCCUCGCUGACACGGGACAGCGGUUCCGAGAGCACGCCGUUACUCUCGUCGGAAUCCCGCACGAGCCCGGAACCGGCGAUAUUCGGCGAUUCGGAAACGAGCGACUUAGAUCCGAGCCCAGCCGGCUGCUCUUUCAUAUACGGGAGCGUAGACACCGCCAGUUACAACACGAUUCUGGCCCUACCGAAAAGGCCAUUCUCUUCGACGCGGGAUAGUGAAUUAUUCGUUUCCACAAUGGCGAGUCCACUUUGCAUAGUGAAUCUCGACUACGAAAAAAAUUACGAGUCGCACAACGUUGACUUGACGAACGAAAAUUCCAACGCGAAGAAAGCGCACGAGAUAGAUUUUAAUCCUGAAUCCCUGCAGUUUCAACCCGAUAUCGUGCAGGCCGCCUGCAAGGAUCUCGAACCGAAGCAGAAUUCGCUGGUAACCAUAUUUUCGAUAUGGAAUACAAUACUGGGAUCGUCGUUACUGACGAUGCCAUGGGGAAUUACGAUGGCCGGAUUCUUUCCUGGAAUCAUCCUCAACCUGCUGAUGAGCGGUUUGUGCCUGUACACCGCUUACCGUCUCGUAGCUGCACACGCUUAUCACGGUGGUGGAGCAAAUGUAGAAGUCUUAGACUUGUGCCGAAUAUACAUCGGCAAAUGGGCGGAACAAAUCGCUAGAAUCUUUAGUAUUGCCGUACUGUUGGGCGCAACCAUAGCUUAUUGGAUAUUGAUGGCCAAUUUCCUGUACAAUAGCGUCAAUUUUAUUUAUGAUAGCACGGCUGGCUGGUCGACGUAUUCUGCAUCUGAGAACAUUUCGCAUAAAGAAGUUUUGUGCCCGAAAGAGAUCCGAGACAAUAACACCAUUCUGACUCGCGAGAAAACGUUUGAUACGCUGGGACCAGCUUGGGAUUUGCACAAUACGGUGCCUGUGUUUCUGGCUCUACUGAUAUUUCCCCUUUUAAAUUUUAACAGCACGACAUUUUUCACGAAAUUUAACUCUCUCGGAACGGUGUCAGUCAUGUAUCUAGUUGUUUUCGUUGUGAUAAAAUCAGCAUCGUGGGGCGUCAACAUGGACCAAGCCGAAUGGGCAAUAAGUUGGAUAAUACGGCCCACAUUUCCGGCGCUUACCGGAAUGCUAGCAAUGUCGUUCUUCAUCCACAACAUUGUAGUCAACAUAAUGCACAAUAAUCGCGAUCAAGAAAAGAAUGGGAGGGAUUUAACCAUAGCCUAUCUCCUCGUCACGUUAACUUAUAUCAUCGUUGGAGUAUCGUUUUUCAUGUGUUUCCCACUGCCUAAAUCGUGCAUAGAAGAUAAUCUACUGAAUAAUUUUCAAAAAUGGGAUGGCCUCACGCUAGGUGCUCGUAUACUGCUACUUUUCCAAUUGGUGACUGUCUAUCCUUUGCUCGCAUACAUGCUACGUAUCCAGUUACUUUCGUGGAUAUACAAAGGAGCGUCUAAUAGAGCCUUAGUGCUCUUCAUUAAUCUCAUAUUGGUUUCUAUAUGUAUCAUCUUCGCGACAUUUGUACCCUACAUUGGGACCAUUGUCAGGUAUACCGGCGCUUUAAGUGGACUUAUCUAUGUUUUCACUUUCCCGUGUUUACUGCAUUUGUCCAUUUUGAAAAAGGAAGGAAAGCUAGGCGUGUGUUCGGUAUUAUUCCACUUAGCAAUACCGGUUAUCGGAUUUUUAAAUCUCAUGGCUCAGUUCUUCAUCAUAGAUCGUUGAGCACAUUGUUUUAAAUCUUAUAGACUGUGCGACUACAUUUAUAUUUGAUAUUAAUUAUUUAUGAAUGCAAUUGUGUAUAUCACUAUGAACUUUAAGAAAAUUCUGUAGUGUUCGAAAAUUAUACUAAAAAUAGGUAGAUUUAAAUAGGUAAAGAAGUGUUGGGCACAAAAUACAGUUUUCAUUGCAUUUGAGCAGUCGAUUAUAACAGAAAUUCAUAAGUUGAAUUGAAAAAUGUAUUAAAGUUCAAGAUAGCACAAUAGAAAUUAUGUAUUAAGUCAGCUGUUUUAUAAAACGUAAUAAAUAACAUAAUUUAUUUAAUUCCUCGCGACACAUUAAUCUAAGAGAGAUAGAUUUAUUUUCUUACUGUGAAUAUAUAAAGACGCAUCAAUGUCAACUCUACUUUAUGUACUUCAAUAAACACAUGUAGUAUUAAAUGUACAAUUAUUUUUA